AUGCUUUCUUAAUUUUGGUUAUAAAUUGAUCAAUAACUAACGUAUCAAAUAUCAAAUUAAUUGAGGAUAAACUUUAACGGGAAAAGUCUCCUAUAAUAUAAUUAGAGUAGACUAUUGAAUCUUUUAAUAACAGAAAUAGAUAUCUUGAUACAUAGCAUUUAUAUGUCUCUAAUACUAAGAAAAGAUUUCUUCAAGUUAUUUGAAUAGUAUGAUAACAAGAGAUUUUUAAAGAAUCAAUUAGCUAAAAAAAACUAUGGUAGAUUAUUUUCUAGUUGUUAAAUCCUAAAGUGA
Molecule: messenger RNA, 291 nt
Organism: Paramecium octaurelia
Lineage: Eukaryota; Ciliophora; Oligohymenophorea; Peniculida; Parameciidae
Source: the annotation of a GenBank genome assembly